Molecule: messenger RNA, 4208 nt
Organism: Labrus mixtus (cuckoo wrasse)
Lineage: Eukaryota; Metazoa; Chordata; Actinopteri; Labriformes; Labridae
Gene: ano2b
Product: anoctamin 2b
Exons: 27
Coding region: 177-3416 (1079 amino acids)
Biological process (GO): chloride transmembrane transport
Cellular component (GO): plasma membrane
Molecular function (GO): protein dimerization activity; chloride channel activity
Source: RefSeq, a predicted model, not a curated record
AAUCCUGGCAGAGCUAAGCCUCCACUGAGCUGAGGAUUGUACUAGGCAGUCAGAGUGUUGCUGUUGUCUCUCCCUCACCUGCUGCUGACAGCAAGGCGGCAUGGCCAACUGACUGACUUACAGGGAGCUCAAAGGGAAAACCAGGCCUUUGUGUAUCUGCUCUUAUUUGAAGUGAAAUGGCUCUCCGCAGAUCCCCCUCCGCCACCUGUGCAGAAUCAUGGACCAAUGGUGCAAGCUUCAUGCGGGUGGCUACAGCCCUCAGCGAGUCCUCCUCCAUCCACAGCGACGCCCUCUUCCAUCUGACCAGGGAUGUGUCCGGGAUGGGACUGGACCCCAUGUCCUACACACCUUUUAAAGAAGAACCCUGGGCGGAGGAAUGUGAAAGUUUACUACAGCGCAACAGCAUGCAGAUCCCUCCGAGUGACGACAAGAUCCCAGUCAGGGAUUCAACCAUAAGCCAAGAGGGCAGCAAGGAAGGCCUUUGCUUUUCCGAUGGCCGACGGAAAGUUGACUACGUUCUGGUCUGCCAUCCGCGAAGACACAGCUCUGUACGAUCUCCUCCCGGCACAUCGAUUUCACUGGACAGGUUAUCCAUCGUUUCCAAUGGCAACUUUCCCCCUGCGGUUGACCCAGACGCAGCAGCAGAAAGAGGAGGCGGCAUACCGGCAGGGGAGGCUGCAAAUGUUGGCGAGGUGUGCAUGGAGCUCGGAGAUGAAGGAUUGAAUGAGCCGACAGAGCCUGCUGACCAUGAGAUGCGUCUGAUCAGACAGGAAUUUGAGGCCAACCUGCUGGAGGCCGGACUGGAGAUAGAGAGGGACAAAGAGUGUAAGACCCAUGGCCCCAGCUUCACACGUCUCCAUGCCCCCUGGCCCGUUCUGUGUCGAGAGGCGGAGUUUCUUAAGAUCAAAGUCCCCACCAAGACGAGUUAUGAACUCAAAGAAGAAAAGGGAUUCGGGUCCAGUAUGAGCACAGUGUGGAAGAAACUGAAGCAGCCUUUUCAGCCCAAAGUACCACAUCAGGAACACGAACGCAACAAAGUCCUCUCUCACUGCUUCUCCAGAGACAAACUACACCUGUACAACAUAACAUCGAAAGACACUUUCUUUGACAACGCCACCCGGGGCAGAAUAGUAUAUGAGAUCCUGAGAAGAACGGUGUGUGUACGGAGCUGCCAAACCAUAGGCAUCAGCACAUUGAUAGCUAAAGGUGUUUACGAUGCUGCCUUCCCUCUUCAUGAUGGUGACUACAAGGUGAUCGGACACGUUGAGGAGAAGACUGACAGACAGGUCCUGCAUGAAGAGUGGGCCAGAUACUCUGCCUUUUACAAGUACCAGCCCAUCGAUCUCGUCAGGAAGUACUUUGGGGAGAAGAUCGGCCUGUACUUUGCAUGGCUCGGUGUUUACACACAGCUGCUGAUACCCGCCUCCAUCGUGGGAAUCAUUGUGUUCGGCUACGGCGUGGCGACAGUGGAUACCAACAUACCCAGUCAGGAGAUGUGUGACGAGAGUCUCAACUUCACCAUGUGUCCUCUGUGUGACGGAGCCUGCGACUUCUGGCACCUCAGCACCGCCUGUGGAACCGCCCGAGCCUCACACCUCUUCGACAACCCCGCCACCGUCUUCUUCGCCAUCUUCAUGUCUCUGUGGGCGGUGCUCUUCCUCGAGCACUGGAAGCGGCGUCAGAUCAGUUUGAGCUUCAGUUGGGAUCUUACAGGCAUCGAGGACGAUGAGGAACAUCCGAGGCCGAGAUACGAGACCAUCCUGCUGCAGAAGAGGCAGAGGAAACAGAAACAUAAGAAAAAGAAGAAGAAGAAGAAUGAGCUGGACCUCACCGUCAACAACACUAACGGGAAGGCCGCCAUAGAGAAGUUGACCUGGAAAGAUCGUCUUCCUGGAUACUGCAUCAAUGUUUCCUCUAUCCUCUUCAUGUUCGGCUUGACGUUUUCAGCUGUUCUCGGCGUCAUCAUCUACCGCAUCACAGUGUCGGCCCUGAUGGCAAUGAGCCCCGACCCCGAGACCAAGUCCAAUGUCCGAGUGACGGUGACAGCCACCGCAGUCAUCAUCAACCUCGUGGUGAUUCUGAUCCUGGACGAAAUCUACGGAGCCGUCGCUCUAUGGCUGACCGAGCUUGAGAUUCCUAAAACUGAGACCAACUUUGAGGAGCGCCUCAUCCUGAAAGCCUUCCUGCUGAAGUUCGUGAACGCAUACGCACCCAUCUUUUACGUGGCUUUCUUUAAGGGACGGUUUGCCGGUCGCCCAGGAAAUUACGUUUAUGUUUUCAAUGACUAUCGGAUGGAAGAGUGUGCUCCAGGAGGCUGCCUCAUUGAGUUGUGCAUUCAGCUCAGCAUCAUCAUGCUGGGGAAGCAGCUGAUCCAGAACAACAUCUUUGAGAUUGGAAUCCCGAAGUUGAAAAAGUUGGUGAGAGCGAUAAAGGAUAAAGGAUCAACAGAGGCAGAGAUCGAGGAUGAGAGGCCUCCAAAACAGUGGAACCUGGACUACGCCCUGGCCCCCUUUGAAGGCCUCACUCCUGAGUACAUGGAGAUGAUCAUCCAGUUUGGUUUCGUAUCUCUCUUCGUGGCUUCGUUCCCGCUCGCUCCGCUCUUCGCUCUGCUCAACAAUGUCAUCGAGAUCCGACUGGACGCCAAAAAGUUUGUGACGGAGCUACGAAGGCCAGUCGCCGUACGUGCUAAAGACAUUGGAAUAUGGUACAAUAUACUGAGUGGAAUGGGCAAGUUCUCAGUUAUUAUAAAUGCCUUCGUGAUCUCCUUCACAUCAGACUUCAUCCCUCGGCUCGUCUACCAGUACAUGUUCAGUCAGACCGGCACAAUGCACGGCUUCAUCGACCACACGCUCUCCUACUUCAACGUAUCCAAUUUGAAAGCGGGAACAGCACCGCUCAACUCUGAUCACGGAGACAUCACCGUCUGCAGGUACAAAGACUACAGGGAGCCCCCCUGGUCUUCAGACGCGUACACCUUCUCCAAACAGUACUGGUGUGUUCUGGCUGCACGGCUAGCUUUCGUCAUUCUGUUCCAGAAUCUGGUCAUGUUCCUUAGCCUUGUGGUCGCCUGGGUGAUUCCCGACAUUCCCAAAACCAUUGUGGAGCAGCUGAAACGGGAGAAGAAGCUCCUGGUCGACGUCUUCUUACGGGAAGAGAAGGAGAAAUUCCAGCUCAUCCAAAGUCUCUUCUCCAAGGACGCCUCCAAACACCCGGGCAGCCAUGUGAUCCCUCAAAGCCAGGGCGCCCCCCUCCCAGGCCGCUACAGCACUCUGCCCCCGGGUGCAACACAGGCUGGAGACGGAGGGGGAGGAGGGCCGAGGGCGAGGUGCAGGGCGGCCAGCUUCAGCCAGUUUACCAGGAAGAUCCCCCCAUCGCCCAAGAAUGAAAAUGAGAACGCGAGACACACAGCUGUGUGAAGUGUAACACACACACACACACACACACUCCAGACUGGAGAACAUGUCGCUCGGGUGAUUCAGUCCAUGAAUGUCUCUGACUGUGUCGUUUGUUUUCUGGUGUGUGUGUGACGCAGUAGUACUGAGAUUAAAAUAACAGCAUUAUUUCAGUGACAGUUGUAUUUACAUGUCCGAGUGGUUGAAUGUGGAAAUGGUUGUGAUGUUCCCUCUUGCAUCGACUGUUCACCUGAUAUAAAGUGUUAACAUUUUUACUUUUUGGUAAAAACAAACUGUUUAGUGAGGCACAGCUGCUUCAUAGCGUAGACAAGCAAUAAAUACAGCAUUAGGCUGCUCAGUCAAACGUUACCCGAGGAACUGAAGACGAUUUACAGACGGACAGAUGGAGUGAUGAACACUUUACAAACAGUGUGAUGGACAUUGUGGCUCAUGAAUAGGGCUUUAUGAACUUUAUGAAUAUUUCUUCUUUAUGUGCUUAUGCUCUUUAUGUAUUUCUUGUUUUGAACAGAAUUUGUAGCAGCUACCACAUCCCACACUUUCUGUGACUUGACUACGUGAACUCCGCUGAAAAGCCUCCUAGACGAGCAGAUUAUUGACAGCACUGACAGCCUAUCUGCUGAUUUACUCAAUAGAAUUCAGGAAUAACAUUGAAUCAUAGUCACACUCUACUGAAAUGGUAUUGUUGUUUAUGCCAAUGGAGCACACUGUUAGAUGCCACUCAUAGAUUCUCAGCUUUUGUUUUAGAAAUAGAAGAUCUGUGAAGCGUUUUCCCCCUGUGAGCCAUGUGGACUUUGU